Molecule: messenger RNA, 405 nt
Organism: Fulvia fulva
Lineage: Eukaryota; Fungi; Ascomycota; Dothideomycetes; Mycosphaerellales; Mycosphaerellaceae
Product: putative prolyl 4-hydroxylase 4
Exons: 1
Coding region: 1-405 (134 amino acids)
Biological process (GO): peptidyl-proline hydroxylation to 4-hydroxy-L-proline
Cellular component (GO): endoplasmic reticulum
Molecular function (GO): procollagen-proline 4-dioxygenase activity
Source: RefSeq, a predicted model, not a curated record
AUGAUCGAGCAUCUCCAAGUAACCCGCUACCUCCGCUCUCAACACUUCGGACCACACUACGACUGGCUCCAAGACGAUGUCGAUCGAGGCAACCGAGAGACGACCUUCUUCGCUACAUUGGAGGCUAACUGUACGUCGUGCGGGACGUACUUCCCCAAUCUCAUAUACCACUGGGACUACGAAGACUCACGCUGGUGUAGGAUCGUGGAUUGUAGUGAGAAGGACGGGUUAACGGUGAAUCCUAUCGCUGGUAGUGCGUUGUUUUGGGUCAAUUUGCAUGCGGAUGGCAUGGGAGAUGAGAGGAUGCUGCAUGCCGGGCUGCCUGUACCGGAUGGGUCUAAGACGGGCCUGAAUAUCUGGACCACAAGGGAGCUCGUCGGCGGGACUGAGGGGAGUGUUGCAUAG